GUGUUUGCUCAUGUGGAUGGCGAUCAUCACGAAACCACUCCCGUCCAGUAUAUGACCAUCUCCCAAGAUAGUUGGCCAUACAUUGUAACCACCUAUGACUAAGGCUUCAGACGUGGAACAGGAGCUCUGGCUAUUUGGCUAUGGGAGUCUGAUCUGGAAACCGCCGCCACAUUUUGAUCUGAGAGUGCCUGGCUAUGUCGAAGGAUAUGUGCGGCGCUUUUGGCAAGCAAGCGAGGAUCAUCGCGGAACUCCCGAAGCCCCCGGUCGAGUUGUCACGUUGAUUGACAGAGCACAUUGGGAGACGUUGGUCGAUGAGCACUCCGAUGCAUCAGCUACCACAUGGGGCGCCGCUUACCGGAUACCUGGGCCACACGUAGCAGAAGUGAGAGAAUAUCUCGACAUUCGUGAGAUAAAUGGAUAUAGUAUCCAGUACACUCCAUUCCACGUCUCAAGAUCAUUUGCGGCUUCACACAACCUACCCGCACCGAUCAAUUGCUUGGUGUACGUGGGGUUGCCUGACAACCCGCAGUUUGUGGGCCCGCAAGAUGCUCAGUUACUGGCAGAGCAUAUUGUGAGAAGCAGGGGACCGAGUGGCGAGAACAAAGAUUAUCUCUACGGACUUGACCGAUCCCUCUUGGAGCUUGGAGAAGGAAGCGAAGACGAGCAUGUCCACGAUUUAGCGAGACGCUGCCGGGAGAUUGAGGGUAGAUCGUCAGACUCCAGUGUUAUCGGAUCUGAGUUGCGAAGAGUAGGGAGCACGGAUGAGCAGGAAGAGACAGAGAAGUGAAGACGACAUGACCAGUAGUGUACUAGAUGAAUGCAUGGUCAGCAAUUGACGCGUUACAGUCUUACAGAGAACUAGAUGGACGGAGAAGGUUUGUAGAUCUACAGUAGGGUGGCUGCGGCGCGAACCGGAG
This is a messenger RNA of Aureobasidium subglaciale EXF-2481, 917 nucleotides long. RefSeq lists its product as uncharacterized. The transcript is spliced from 5 exons. Gene Ontology annotation, molecular function: gamma-glutamylcyclotransferase activity; glutathione specific gamma-glutamylcyclotransferase activity. Gene Ontology annotation, biological process: glutathione catabolic process. Bases 95 to 787 code for a protein of 230 amino acids. Lineage: Eukaryota; Fungi; Ascomycota; Dothideomycetes; Dothideales; Saccotheciaceae. The record is from RefSeq and is a predicted model, not a curated record. Gene Ontology annotation, cellular component: cytoplasm.